AUGGAUAGCCUUUACGAAGUAUAUGUUUAUGCGAGCGAUGGUAAAACGAACAGCCUUCGAUCAUCAGUGAUCACGAUUUUGGCUGCACCAGAAGAACUAUCACUUCCCGAACCAACGAUAAGCGUAAAUCCUGUGCAUUUGAAUCAGACUUAUUUGAAAGGAGAAAAAAUCGAUAUCAAAUGUUCCGUUGAAAGUUCCGAAUCGCUCAACGUUGAUCUUGAAGUGGGCAAUCUUAUA
Messenger RNA from Anisakis simplex (herring worm), 237 nucleotides. NCBI's taxonomy places the organism in Eukaryota, Metazoa, Nematoda, Chromadorea, Rhabditida, Anisakidae. The record is from the annotation of a GenBank genome assembly.